CAUAAAAUGAAACUUUUAACGUACAAUUUUCUCACCUCGAAGUGUAUCCGCGGUGUUAAAGUUGGAUAUCCACUGAAGCUGAAUAUCGUGGAGAAGAAAGAAGUAAAUGCUGAUUUCAACUCGGAAUUCAUCACCCGGAUGCUGCCAAGGCUGGAAUGGAGUGCGAUCUGCGCCGCGGCAGCUAAUAUUGGUUCCGACAUACCAAGCACGAUGCCCACCGAUAUCCAAAACGAUGUGGAAACGCUACAGAAACUGCACCACAUACUGCUGGAGGUGGACGUAGUGGAGGGUACGCUCGAAUGUCCGGAAACGGGACGCAUUUUCCCCAUCAACAAGGGUGUGCCGAACAUGCUACUAAACGAGGAUGAGGUUUAGUGGGUUUGUGCAGCGCCGAAUCCA
Anopheles maculipalpis is the source of this 399-nucleotide messenger RNA. It is a transcript of the gene Trmt112, whose product is annotated as multifunctional methyltransferase subunit TRM112-like protein. The coding region runs from base 7 to 375 and encodes 122 amino acids. The record is from RefSeq and is a predicted model, not a curated record. Gene Ontology annotation, molecular function: protein heterodimerization activity. Gene Ontology annotation, biological process: peptidyl-glutamine methylation; rRNA (guanine-N7)-methylation; tRNA methylation. The transcript has 4 exons. NCBI's taxonomy places the organism in Eukaryota, Metazoa, Arthropoda, Insecta, Diptera, Culicidae.